Molecule: messenger RNA, 5557 nt
Organism: Electrophorus electricus (electric eel)
Lineage: Eukaryota; Metazoa; Chordata; Actinopteri; Gymnotiformes; Gymnotidae
Gene: erc1b
Product: ELKS/RAB6-interacting/CAST family member 1b
Biological process (GO): regulation of synaptic plasticity; maintenance of presynaptic active zone structure; neuromuscular synaptic transmission
Cellular component (GO): cytoskeleton of presynaptic active zone
Molecular function (GO): structural constituent of presynaptic active zone
Source: RefSeq, a predicted model, not a curated record
CGUCACUGAAGCGCCCUGGCUCGCGGAGCUGCUGGUAGUGCUGGCAAGAGAGCGAGAAAAGAAACAACUACUGCAAAAGCGGAUUUCCUCACAUUUAAAGGAUUUGGAACUGAUAACGGUCCGUCUGCAGGACGAGAAACGGCACUAAAAUACCCCGAGAAUUUGGAAAAACAGGACAUCGCUGAAGGUCAGGGUGUUGCUGGAUCAAGGCACAGUCAAGGGAUUGAGCCGAUAACAUUGAAUCCCCCCCCCCCUCCCGCGGCAGUGUCGAGCCUCGUCAUCUUGUCGCACACGCUUCGAACAUGAUAGAUUUGUUUCUGUUGUUUAGUUAAAAGAAUAACAAGUGAAGAACGUGCUGAUUCUUCAGCAGUGCCAGCCGCUGUUAUAGUUUCCCCCGGUUCGUCACAGCGGCUCGCCCUCAGUCAAAGCCAAAAUGUACGGUAGCGCCCGUUCGGUGGGCAAAGUAGAGGGCAAUCACAGUGGAGGUGGCAUCCAGAGCCCCGGACGUUCACCGCACCUUCCCCGCUCACCCCGGCUGGGCCAUCGACGCACUAACAGCACAGGGGGUAGCGGGGGACCCGGGGGCCCCGGGGGCAAAACCCUCUCCAUGGAGAACAUCCAGUCUCUCAACGCUGCUUAUGCAACAUCAGGGCCAAUGUACCUGAGCGACAACGAGGUGGGGGCAUCCGGCCCGGACCUGCCCAAGAGCACCAUGACGCUGGGCCGCUCAGCGGGCCGCCUACCGUACGGCGUCCGGGCCACUGUCAUGGGCAGCAGCCCCAACAUCGCCAGCGGCGUGGCGAGCCCCGUGCCCAGCGACGCCAUCGCGUUCGGGGACCACCACGUGCCGUCCAGCAUGGCGUCCACGGUGCCGCAUUCGCUGCGGCAGGCGCGCGACAACACCAUCAUGGACCUGCAGGCCCAGCUGAAGGAGGUGCUACGGGAGAACGAGCACCUCCGCAAGGAGGUGGACGUGAAGGAGAGCAAGCUGAGCUCCUCCAUGAACUCCAUCAAGACCUUCUGGAGCCCCGAGCUGAAGAAGGAGCGCGCCCUGCGCAAGGACGAGGUCUCCAAGAUGGCUGUGUGGAAGGAGCAGUAUCGGGUGAUGCAGGAGGACAUGCAGCACCUCCAGAUGACCAUCCAGGCCCUUCAGGACGAGCUGCGCAUCCAGCGUGACCUGAACCAGCUGUUCCAGCAGGACAGCGGCGUGCAGGCAGGCGAGGCGCUCUCCACCGAGCUCACCGAGGAGAACUUCCAGAGGCUGCACGCCGACCACGAAAGGCAGGCCAAGGAGCUCUUCCUCCUGAGGAAAACCCUGGAGGAGAUGGAGCUACGCAUUGAAACCCAAAAGCAGACGCUUGGCGCUCGGGACGAGUCCAUCAAGAAACUCCUGGAGAUGCUGCAGAGUAAAGGUCUGUCGGCCAAAGCCAGCGAGGAAGACCACGAACGCACGCGCCGCCUAGCCGAGGCGGAGAUGCACAUCCAUCACCUGGAGAGUCUUCUGGAUCAGAGGGACAAGGAGACCACCGGACUCAGAGAGGAGCUCCAUCGACGCUAUGAGGGGGCGCCGGAGUCUGCCAAAACCAAAGCCCUGCAGACAGUCAUUGAGAUGAAGGACUUUAAGAUCAGCUCUCUAGAACGCAGCUUAAGGGAUCUGGAGGAGGAGGUUCAGAUGCUGAAGUCAAACGGAGCUCUGAGCACAGAAGAGAGGGAGGAGGAGAUGAAGCAGAUGGAGGUCUACCGCAGCCACUCCAAGUUCAUGAAGAAUAAGGUAGAGCAUCUGAAGGAGGACCUGUCUCACAGUGAGGCCCAGGGCGCGGAGCUGAAAAAGAGGGCGGCCGAGUUGCAGCGGGAGAUUGACCAGGUGAAGCAGGACCUGUCCAGGAAGGACUCGGAGCUCCUGGGCUUGCAGACCAAACUUGAAACCCUCACCAAUCAGUUCUCAGACAGCAAGCAGCACGUCGAGGUCCUCAAAGAGUCCUUGACUGCCAAAGAGCAACGGGCAGCCAUCCUGCAGACAGAGGUGGAUGCCCUGCGCUUGCGUCUGGAGGAGAAGGAGGCCAUGCUAAAUAAGAAAGCGAAACAGAUCCAGGAGAUCUCGGAAGAGAAAGGAACCCUGAACGGCGAAAUCCACGACCUCAAGGACAUGCUGGAUGUCAAGGAGCGAAAGGUCACUGUGCUUCAGAAAAAGAUUGAGAACCUGCAGGAGCAGUUGAAAGAUAAGGAGAAACAGCUGAGCAGUUUGAAGGAGCGGGUCAAAUCCCUGCAGGCUGACACCUCCAACACGGACACAGCUCUCACUACCCUGGAGGAGGCUCUGGCUGAGAAGGAACGCAUUAUCGAACGCCUGAAGGAGCAGCGGGCCCGGGAUGAGCGGGAACAGAGCGAAGAACUGGACAGUAACAGGAAGCAGCUGAAGGAGCUGAAAGAGAAAAUCACCUCACUGCAGGGGGAUCUGUCUGACCGUGAGGCGUCUCUGUUGGAUCUGAAGGAGCAUGCCUCAUCACUCGCCUCGUCUGGUUUGAAGAAGGACUCCAAGCUCAAGAGUCUCGAAAUUACUCUUGAGCAGAAGAAAGAAGAGUACAUGAAACUGGAGAACCAGCUCAAGAAGCACACUGACCACAUGUCAGACCGUCACUUCAGUCCUGCUCAGUCAGCGGCUGUGGAAGCUCGGGCCAGCACAGAGCUUGCUGAGCGCAUCAGCGCGCUGGAGCAGGACGUGUCACGCCACAAAGAGGAUGCUGGGAAGGCCCAGGCUGAAGUAGACCGCUUGCUGGAGAUCCUCCGGGAAAUGGAGAAUGAGAAAAAUGACAAAGACCGCAAGAUCAGCGAGCUGGAGCGUUUGGCGUCAAGGCACAUGAAGGACCAGAGCAAAAAGGUGGCGACCCUGAAGCACAAGGAGCAGGUGGAGAAGAACAAGAACGCCCAGCUAAUGGAGGAGGCCCGUAAGCGUGAGGACAACAUCAACGAAAGCUCUCUGCAGAUCAAGGACUCUCUGAGGCAGAAGGACGAUCGUAUCGAGGAGCUGGAGGAGGCCCUGCGUGAAAGCGUGCAGAUCACCGCAGAGAGAGAGAUGGUACUGGCUCAAGAGGAGGCAGCACGCACGCACGCCGAGAAGCAGAUGGAGGAGCUUCUGACAGCCAUGGAGAAGGUGAAGCAGGAGCUGGAGUCCAUGCAGACCAAACUUGCGUCCACGCAGCAGUCGCUGGCUGAGAAGGAGGCCCACCUGACCACACUGAGAGCCGAGCGCAGGAAGCACCUGGAGGAGGUUCUGGAGAUGAAGCAGGAGGCACUACUGGCAGCCAUCAGUGAAAAAGACGCCAACAUCGCACUCCUGGAACUGUCCUCGUCCAAAAAGAAGAAGACUCAAGAUGAAGUGGCUCUCCUGAAGAGGGAGAAGGACAGACUGGUACAGCAACUCAAACAACAGACGCAGAAUCGGAUGAAGCUGAUGUCUGAUAACUACGAUGACGACCAUCUCAAGGACUCCUCCCAUCCUGUCCAGUCUAACCACAAACCCUCUCCAGACCAGAUUAUCGCCCCUCUCAUAGACCUCAAUCAGAACCGCAGCAAGCUGAGGCUCUACAUCGGCCAUCUCACGGCCCUUUGUCAAGAAAGAGACCCGCACAUCCUGCAGGACCUGGCUCCGCCCUCUGCCUACCACCGCAGCCAACAAGACACCUGGGAGGCGGAGCUGCAGAAAAUGAGCCCUGAGCAGCUGGAGUCCGAGUUGGAGCAGUGUGAGCGGGAGAGCGCAGAGCUGCAGGACUACGCCAACUCCGUCCUGCAGCAGAUUGCCGACCACUGCCCUGACAUCCUGGAGCAGGUGGUCAACGCUCUGGAGGAGUCGUGCUGACCGCCGCCCGGCCGAGAGCUGCUCUCCUGGGAGGACCUCCUCGCCAACCCUUCCUGACUCCGCCCCCUUUUAACUGGACCUCCUCCUCCAUACCCAGCAUGGCUGACGGCUCCAGGACAGCGAUGCGCGUCCACACGUGCUCUCAGACGGCAGACGGGAAGGACAGGACGGAGCAGAGCGUGAAGGGAGAGUGAACAUCCGCUCAGAUAAAUAGAUCUCAGCAGGGGGUUAUCCCUGCCUCGGCAUCCGGGGUGGCACGUCCCCUUUCUACACGCGUACACACACACACACACACACACACACACACACUAAAGCACAGGGACGAGGCUAAGAAAACCAGCAGAGGCGCAGCAUUAAAAGACAAACCCAUUAACUACUAGUAUAUCUAAAACCUGCCCCCUGUAUUUGCCCCCUCACUUGAAGACUUGCUCUCUCUGGGUUUCGCUUGCUACAUUUCCCAUAAAUCUGCACACAUGGUAGAACGUUUGCUCUUCUAGAUGCAGGAUCGUUUUCACUUUUCACCUUUUUUAAUUACUUUCUCUGCUCUUUUUGUUCCUGUUAUUGAUGGUGGGCUAAUUUUGGUUAAGCCACAACGAGCAACGCUGAUGUGCUUUAGAGUCACGUCUCAUCACUCCAUGCCAUUGCGGCUCUAGCUGAGUUUACCUAAAAUUAAACAUUUUCAUUGCGGCACCUGAGAGAGUUCCAGCAUUGUCGUGCCAUAGCCAGAAAUCGUAGUGAUGUUCAACACUUUAGGUAACCCUCAGCUAGGAAUUCCCUUAGAAAUCCUUUGCUUUUUAACUGUUAUGAAAGGGAUUAUGGAUAAUAUUAUCAACAUUGUUAAUGAAGUGCAGAACCGAGAGCAGGGCAGGACAUCCUGAGUUGCCUUUGAUUUCUGUUGGCUUUUUGCUGCUAUUGUUUUAUGCUUUGUCGUAAUUGAGCCUUGCACUGUAAUUCAGGACAGUCCCGAAGUUGGGAGAGGCACAGACAGCGUGUCGUCACCAACGCGUCCGUCAGCCACUCACUCAGCAGAUACCAGUGUGCACAUCUCUAAUAAGAAAACAACUACAUAAAGUGAACAGGUAAUGAUCUACAUAGUAGGACUGGACAUCUCGCGUAGGAAAGAGACACUAGCAGAAGGGACCUCUUUAUUUACUGACGUAUAGUAGAUGUGUACGGCUGCUUGAGAAAAGGCUGCUCCAGAGUGACUGUUGUUCGACACACUUGUUAAUAAAUGAAUCGGUAGGGAAAUGAGGGUCUCUGUUACCCUUUCACAGAUUAGUGGUGAUGGGUUACGAUGAGGUGGGUGUGUGGUGCGUUUCUGUCAGCCAGCCCACCCCGGCGACUUUCUCAGGCUCAAACUCAGGCCGAUCCCCUCACAGUUUAUGGCCGAGCCUCUAUCUCCAGGCCAAGGGUGUCUUGUCUGAGGGCACUGCUGGGUGAUAAAAUGCAAGCUUGUUUAACUCAUAAUAAACGUUGCCUCAUGACUUGCCCGCUUUUGCUGAAAGUCCAGAGUUGACUGCUGAGCUGUGGAAGACGCUAGGUGUAGCAUACACACACGUGCGAGCUUACACACACACGCGGUCACCAAAUCAGUGUCAUGCCAUGUGCCACAGCACCAAACCCUGACAGAAAUGAGAGUCCAGACUAAUAAUGUCCUACAUAUGUUUGACUUGCACCUAGAGAUGCAGUUGUGGCUGGUCU